Zygotorulaspora mrakii is the source of this 3105-nucleotide messenger RNA. It is a transcript of the gene SET1, whose product is annotated as histone methyltransferase SET1. The transcript has a single exon. Gene Ontology annotation, cellular component: Set1C/COMPASS complex. NCBI's taxonomy places the organism in Eukaryota, Fungi, Ascomycota, Saccharomycetes, Saccharomycetales, Saccharomycetaceae. Gene Ontology annotation, molecular function: histone H3K4 methyltransferase activity; protein binding. Bases 1 to 3105 code for a protein of 1034 amino acids. The record is from RefSeq and is a predicted model, not a curated record.
AUGUCAGGACAUUAUAGGCGAUCAGUUGUUCCUCCGAGUGGUCCUCAACGCAGCUACUAUUCUCAAUAUCAAUAUAGCAAUAAUCGAAAGGAUUAUCAGCACCGCAGCAGAAAUUUUAGCUCAGCUAAUGAGUAUUCCGGUAAUCCAAGUGAAGCUUGGAACUCUGCUGCGGCGUACCGUGCGAAUCAUGACCAAAAUGCUAUAGUGGCAACUGACCAUAGAUUCCAGUACUCAUACGGCGAAGACCAUCUAGAUGAAUCAUACAGAGAGAUAAGGUAUCAAUUAGAGAACCGUGACAGAAAUAAAUUAGCAAUAAGAGCAAGAAGUGAACCAAUAGUUCAAAAGAGGCCAGCUCCUGUGAUUCGGUAUGAUUCGGAGCUUUUCAAAUCAAAGUACCAUUAUUUUGAUCCCUUUAAGAAGGUCUUGAUACACAAAGAAGAGAUGUUCUCGUGGAGAGAUGACCCCAAGAUUCCAGUUAAUGGAUUCGUACUUGUUCAGGAAUUUCAUGGCGGUCAAGCACGGUCAAUCAUGAGGGAGCGAAAUCCUAAGGAGAGUGCUCAAGAUCCAAGAGAGCGGGCCAUUGCUACAAAGUCCUUUCGAAAAUACCGAGAUAAGCUGGACUUAUUACCAUUCAUUGCAUAUGAUAAAUAUUCCGUGGGGCCACCUCCCCCAAAUGAGGUUGUAAUCUAUUUCGCAUCGGAUGUUAAUACUAUCCAAGAUAUAUCAGUUAAAAACUAUUUCAAAAAGUAUGGCGAGAUCUCUCACUUUGAACCCUUCUAUGAUCCGAAUAAUGCACUACCUUUGCACGUAUAUCUGAUACGAUAUGCAAGUUCACACUCCGGAAAAUCGAAUGAAUUCAAAGCUGCCCGGCUCGCUGUCAAGGAACAUGAAAAAAAGGGAUGCUUCAUUUUAGGUGUCAAGUUCAAUGUUAUACUGAAUAAAGAUGAUUCACUUGAGAAAGUGAUAUCCGAGUUAGUAGAAAAAAAUAUACAGAAGGCCAACAGAGUCCAGCGUGAGAUACAAAGGAAAACGGAAGAGAAUCUCAAACUAUCUCUAACAAGUAGCAAUUUGAAUAAUGCAACGCAACAAGCUGAUGACCAAAGAAUCCCUGCAGAUAUCGAAAAGUUGGUAAAUAAUAGGCCAGCUCUUUUUGUUCCGAAUUCAUUCAUCUCACACCAUGCAAUGAAGGUAGAAGAUUUUAAAUUUAAACUUCGCAAAUAUAGGUGGGCACGCAUGGUUGAUCAUAUCCAAGGUAUUUUUAUUGUAUUCAAUGAUCUUGAGAAUGCAAGAGUUUGCUUGGCAGCAGAGUCAGAAAGAAUGACAAUUGUGUCCAGGACAAAAAAGAGGCCAGUCGAAAUAACUUUAAUUUUGAUUGUCCCAACUAAAAACGAUCGAUAUAACAAGGCUGGCUCAUUGACAGAUCUUUCCUCUCAAUUGAAAGAGAAAUCCUACGAUACUGAAGCAGAUCUUUUAGAAGCUGCCACUAACUUCAUUUUGCAGGAUCUAAAAUAUGCUUUGCAUCUGGAUAUCAGAAAACGAGUCAUAGGACCUGCGGUUUUCGACACCUUGAACCCUUCGAGCUUUCCUGAACUCCUUGUGAAGAAAGAAAGUAAGGAAAGAGAAAAACGAGAGGCCGCACUAAAACUAACGGAAGAGGCAAAGAAAAAGCAGAAGACAGUAAAUGACUUCGACAUAUUCAAUCUUUACGGUGGUUAUGGAUCUGCGGCGAAAGUUAAACGUGGACCAAGAAAGAGAGCUCCAGUGAGUCGUGAUAUUUCUCUAUUAGGCAGUGUGAAGAAAUUGAAAGUCGCCAAACCAAUGGCUCAUAUGCUUAAUGAAGACUCUGCUCCCAAAGAGAAGGAAUUUUCAGAUGAUUCAAAAAGCAUAAGUGAACAUUCAGAUGCGGAAAUGUCAUCUACCUCUGCUACCUCUUCAGAUAAUGAGGAGGAGUACGAAGAAAUUUCACGUGAGGGUGGAGUUGGAACUAAGUCGACUACACCAGAACCUAUCCUAGAACAAAAGCCCAUACUAUCCGAUGAGAAGUCUGUUGAAAUGAUGAGUGUUCCAGAAAUAUAUAGGCCUACUGCAAGUAAAAUUCCGGAACCAGUCUUUUCAGAUGAUACGCUUGCUAAAGAUCUAUCAUUAAUAGGGUUUCAGGACACAAUCAAGGACCAUGAAGAUCUGAAACUGCUGAGAAAAACACUUGGUGUAAAUCCCCACAUCGAUAACACCUUAAUUGAUCCACUUUUGAAUUAUGAAGUUUGGAAGCUGCGUACCAGAUACAAUAGCAAGGCAAGAGUACAAGAAUCGCAAAUGAGGCUAAAUGAGGUUGCUUUUGAUCACCAGUUGCAGAGUACCCAUGGAUCUGUCAAAGCUGAUGGCUUUUGUAAGAUUCCAGAUAGACUUAAGGCUUGCUAUUUGCCUCACCGCCGCAAGAUUCACCAGCCGCUUAACACUGUUAGUCAUCAUAUCGAGCCUGCAGAUGGAACGCCGGACAGUCAACGUGAAGAUUCAGAGUGCUUAGAGAAUUCCGAGUCGGUAUUACAAGAAAUCUCAUCAUCAAGAGAUAACAGAGCAUCAAACAGGAGGUUUCAGCAGGACAUCGAAGCACAGAAAGCUGCAAUCGGCACUGAGUCCGAAUUACUUUCAUUAAAUCAGCUGAACAAACGGAAAAAACCUGUUACCUUUGCCAGAUCAGCAAUUCACAACUGGGGCCUGUAUGCAUUGGAACCUAUUAAUUCAAAAGAAAUGAUUAUAGAGUACGUUGGAGAACGAAUCAGACAGCCUGUUGCUGAAAUGAGAGAAGAAAGAUAUUUGAAAAAUGGGAUAGGCUCCAGCUAUUUGUUUAGGGUGGACGAGAAUACUGUUAUUGAUGCCACAAAGAAAGGAGGAAUUGCUCGUUUUAUUAAUCAUUGUUGUAACCCAAAUUGCACCGCAAAAAUAAUAAAGGUGGGGGGUAACAAAAGAAUUGUUAUUUACGCUCUACGUGACAUCGCCAUGAAUGAAGAGCUUACCUACGACUAUAAAUUCGAGAGGGAAGAAGAUGACGCCGAGAGACUACCCUGUUUGUGUGGUGCCCCAAAUUGCAAGAGCUAUUUAAACUGA